This is a messenger RNA of Rotaria sordida, 2412 nucleotides long. The record is from the annotation of a GenBank genome assembly. Lineage: Eukaryota; Metazoa; Rotifera; Eurotatoria; Philodinida; Philodinidae.
AUGUUCAAACAACAACAACAACAACAACAACAAAUGGGUGAAACACUUUCACCUUCAGUACAAUUAGAUAUGUCUAAUGAAAUAUCUUCUUCACCAUCUUCCCAAUUGAGUGUCAUUGUUGAUUUAGCAACAUCAACAUUUGAUUUUAAAAAACUUUAUCAUCAACUUUCAUGUGAAUCACUCUUAAAUUUUGAUCAUCAUUAUUGGCAUUUUGGUGGUCUUCGAUCUUAUACAAUCCCAUUUCAAUCUAAUGAUGAUGAAACAAUUAUUGAUAGUUUUAUGUCUAAAUUAAAAUUAUUACAAAAUUAUUUAUCUCUUUUCCCACCAUAUUGGAUUUCACAUAAAAAAUGUCAACAACAACUUCUUUUAUCCUUGACAUCAUCCGAGGUUAUCAAAAAAAAUCUUAAAUUAGGGAAAUUUUAUACAAAUAAUAUCUUUCAAAUAGAAUAUACAGCAGGUGCACUUGUACAAUUAAAUAAAUAUAUUUAUGAUAUACAAACAGAAAUAAAAGAUAGUUGGCGUUUAGUUUUUUAUCAUGAUAGAAUUGAUAUUGAUUAUGGUUGUAAAAUGAAUAAAUUACGAAAAACAUUAAAAGCUGAAAUGAUAGAUAAAUGUGUUAUUAUAAUGACUGAACAAAAUAGAUUAACGUUUUUUAUUAAUAUGAAUGGAAAUCUAAUUGAUUAUAAAAGUUUGAAUGAUGACGAAAAAAUUAAUUUAGAACAGGAUUCUUCAUUACAAAAAUCUAAUGAAUCAACAGUUUCAUAUACACGUAUUGCACCUCGUGAAUCACAAACAUUUUAUUCAACAAUUCGUCUUGUUAUAUCAUUUGAAAAUAAUAAUCCUAAUGAAGAAAAUCAAACGGAAAAUUUAAAACGUUUAAAAUAUUGUUAUACACAAUUUCAAGAAUUUUUUCAUCGUAAUCAUAUAAAUGAUUGUUUCGGAAUUAUUAAAAGUACACCUUCAACAAAAGAUUUUUCAUCAAUAAUAUCAUUAUUUAUGAAUAAUGAAACAAUGUCAUUUAUUAAACAAUAUUGUUGGCAAAUGUUAUUAUCCAUUGGUUAUCGUUUUCAACAAAGAUUAACAGAAAAUUUUAUUCAACAAAUGAAUCUUAUUGAGGAUGAUGAUGAAUUUUAUCAGACAUCUCUUCAUAUAUGGCGUCGUUCAAGUGAAUAUUAUUUUAUUGAUUUACUUGCUGAAUUACAUCGUUAUCGAGAAAAACGAGUCGCUUUAGCAUUAUUAUCAUCUCCUAUGAAUACUUAUCAACAAGGAUUCAAAAAAGAAGAUAAUGAACAAGAACGUUGGAGUAUACAUAAUCCACCACGUAAUUAUGCAUAUGUACCAUCAGUAACACUAACACCAACAACUAUUUGUGUUAAACCAUUUAAAUUAGUUAAAACUAAUCGAGUUUUACGUGAACAAAAAUUUGGUGGAAAUCUUAUGUUUGCAUUAGUUGAUGUUAAAGAUGAAAAUGGUACAAUGGAUUUAUUUCCACAUGAUUAUCGAGCUUUACGUUGGAAAAUUGAAAUGUUACUUGAAUCAGGUUUUGAUUUAGGUAAAAAAGGUCGAACAUAUCGUUAUUUACAUCAUUCACAAUCACAAUUAAAAGAUAAACAAUUUUGGUUUUAUCAUCAUGAUAAUCAAAUAAAUCUUUCAUUUGAAGAAGCAUUUACAUGGAUGGGAGAUUUUCAAGAAGAAAAAAUUGUUGCUAAACAUGCAGCACGUAUUGCACAAUGUUUUACAAGUGCUGAAGCAACUAUUCAAAUUCCAUCAGAACAAGUUGAAUAUAUUGAAGAUAUUCAUACAGAUGAUCGCAAAUAUAAUUUUACAGAUGGUGUUGGAACAAUGUCAACAGUCAUACGUGAUAAUAUUAAUCCACAUCGACAAUUUUCAGCUAUUCAAAUUCGAUAUGGUGGAUGUAAAGGUGUCAUAUCUGUUAAUCCAGAUUUAGAUAAUGCUCCUCAUCAAUUACGUAUUCGUCAAUCAAUGAAAAAAUUUAAAUGUUCACAUGAUAUUCUUGAAUUAUGUCGAAUAUCUAAACCUCGACCACUUUAUUUAAAUCGACAAAUAAUUGUUUUACUUUCUCAUCGUUUAAUUGAUGAUCGUACAUUUCUUUUACUUCAAAAUGAACAUCAACAAAUUUUAUCCGAAUCACUUGUAUAUCCUCAACGUGCAUAUGAAUUAUUAAGUGAAAAAUUAAGUCGAAAUUUAUUUCCAUUACGUACUUUAAUUCAUGAUGCACAACUUAAUUUAAUUCAAGAACCAUUUUUUCAUCAAUUAAUAAUAACAAUUGGUAAAUUUGAAUUAGCACAAAUGCGUGAACGUACACGUUUAAAAUUACCGAAAAAUUCAGCAAGAAAUAUGAUUGGUAUUGUUGAUGAAUAUGGAAUUUUAGAAUAUGGACAAGGUAUUUAA